AUGACGUGUAGGAAAACGGUAAAGUGUUUCGUGAGCGACGAAGGAAAUCCUAGCGCUGCAUUGUCGGUGUUCAACUGUGCUGGAGUGUGCGCCAUACGCGUCAGUUAUCUUCGUGACAGGAAACUGGCAGCGAUGACGAACGGCAUGAAGCCGAAAGACGUUCAUGAAGUCGACGAAAAAGUCAUUCACUUAUGUCAACAACAAAGAACGUAUCCGUCAUCGGCAGUUGAUGUGUGCACCGAUACGAAAGUUCGCUAUCCCAAUCUACAAAUGCUAACGUUUCGAGUGAGGAAAUUCCGUUCGAUUGCUGCUCCACUCCAACGAAUUCAACUCGAUACGACAACGGAGAACACACAUCGCCAGGACGAACCGCUGUGGACAAUCGACUCGAAUCAGUCCACUUCUGACGAACACGAAAACAGCGAAAUGAUUCCCGAAUGUGCUCUAUUUAGAACAAUUUUCUUGUUACCGCUAACGACUUUAGACAUCAAGACAACAUCAGGAGAUCUACUAGAAUUAUAA
Angiostrongylus costaricensis is the source of this 522-nucleotide messenger RNA. The record is from the annotation of a GenBank genome assembly. NCBI's taxonomy places the organism in Eukaryota, Metazoa, Nematoda, Chromadorea, Rhabditida, Metastrongylidae.